Molecule: messenger RNA, 1407 nt
Organism: Astyanax mexicanus (Mexican tetra)
Lineage: Eukaryota; Metazoa; Chordata; Actinopteri; Characiformes; Acestrorhamphidae
Gene: nfkbiaa
Product: nuclear factor of kappa light polypeptide gene enhancer in B-cells inhibitor, alpha a
Exons: 6
Coding region: 81-1010 (309 amino acids)
Molecular function (GO): protein binding
Source: RefSeq, a predicted model, not a curated record
AGCAGCGCGCGCCGCCUCCUCCCCUCAGUUCACUUCACACACUGUUCUUCACAGCACGCGCAGCGCUCGCUCCCUCGACCAUGGAGUACCACAGGACGAGCCAUAUGGAUUACUUUCAGCACAUGGAGCCCAAACAGGGCAAAAUGCAGCAGGUGGAGGACCGCUUCGACAGCGGGGUGGAUUCACUGAACAGCGAAGAGUACAACAGGAUAGUGGAGGACAUGAACCAACUGGUGGUGUCUUCCUCAGAUGUGGACCGAAACUCGUUCUCGUGCGAAGAAGCCUGGAAGAGCGUGCUCACAGAGGACGGAGACACGUACCUUCAUCUUGCAGUCAUACACGAAGCAAAAGAUUAUGCCAUCCAGAUCAUAAGCCAGUCAAUCAAAGACCCCUUCUUGAACAGGCAGAACAACCAGAGACAGACGGCACUUCAUCUGGCCGUAAUCACAGAACAGCCUCACAUUGUGGAGAGGCUACUAAAGGCCGGCUGUGACCCCCGGUUGGUAGAUGACAAUGGGAACACAGCACUUCACAUCGCGUGCAAGAGAGGCUCCAUGACCUGCUUCUCAGUGCUCACACAGAUCAACACACAACACCUCCGCUCCAUCCUCUCCUUCUCAAAUUACAAUGGACACACGUGUCUCCACAUAGCCUCAAUCUACAGCUAUCUUUCAAUGGUGGAGAACCUUGUCCAACUAGGUGCUGACAUUAAUGCAAAGGAGCAGUGUAGUGGCCGGACGUCUCUGCAUCUGGCUGUAGACCUCCAGAAUCUCCCUUUGGUGCACCAGCUGAUUGCCCUGGGUGCUGACGCCAACAGCCUGACCUACGGCGGGUACACGCCAUACCACCUGACUUUCGGCCGGCAUAACAGUGAGAUCCGGCAACACUUGUAUGAGAGAACAGCCCAGAACUUGAGAGAGCUGCCUGAGAGCGAGAACGAGGAGAGCGAAGAGGAGUCAAUGUCUGAGGACGAAUGUAUGUACGAUGACUUUCAGUUUGGUGGGAAGUGAAACAAUGAAAAAACAGACAGGACUAUUUUUUUCAUGAAGCAAUGCAAAUGGCAGCUAAUGCUCGUAAGCAAGGCCAUGUGGAGAACGAUGAGCCCUCCGAAAGCCCGCUGGGACUAGAGCAUGCAACAAAGGGAGACCGGACCAGAGACACGAGACUGAAAACAGCGUCAAGCACCCAGGGGAUCAUUAUGAUAAAUUACCUCUCAUAAAACCCCGACAAUAAAAUCGCUAGUGACUGUAUCUGAAUAGUAAAUGUAUCAUAUUGUAAAAAAAAAAGAAAAAAAGAUAUAUAUAUUUUUGUACUAUGUAAAUAUUUAAAAUGACACUAUUGUAAAUCAUGUUUAUUUCUGUGUAUGACUACAAAGGAUUUUAAAUUAAAAAAUUAACAUUCCUUUUA